AUGGAGUAUGGUUCAAGAGAUCAGAGGACUUUGGUUUNAAGCAAUCUUGUUCAGUUGGAAGAGUUCAAAAGAGCAAUGAAGAUGGAAUUUGACAUGACUGAUUUGGGUGAAAUGAGCUACUUUCUUCGCAUGGAAAUAUACCUAAGUUUAAAGGGUAUAUUUGUGUGUCAAAAGAAGUAUGCAAAUGAGGUGCUAAUUAAGUUCAAUAUGGACAAUUGUAAAUCAGUUGAUAUCCCUCUGAUUCCUAGCCAGAAGCUGAGCAAGGAAGAUGGUGCCAAAUGGGUGGAUGAAGGUGUCUAUAGAAGCUUGAUAGGAUGCUUGUUGUACUUGACAGCAACCAAGCCUGAUUUGAUGUACACCACCAGCCUCCUGUCUAUAUUCAUGAGCAAGCCAAGUGAGAUGCAUUAUAAGGCUGCAAAGAAGGUGCUACGGUACAUUAAGGGGUCUACUGAGUUAGGAAUCUGGUUCAGAAGGGCAGAAAAAUUCAGUUUAAUAGGCUAUUCAUAUAGUGACUGGGCAGGCUCAGUUGAUGAUAUGAGAAGCACUUCUGGAUAUGUUUUCUUUGUUAACCAUGGUGUCUUCAGUUGGCUCUCCAAAAAACAGGAGACAGUAGCCCAAUCUACUGCUGAGGCAGAAUACAUUUCUGCUGCAGCUGCUACAAACCAGGCAAUCUGGUUGAGAAAAAUUCUGACAGACUUGAGGCUGAAUCAAGAUNUUGAAGUGUAA
Molecule: messenger RNA, 726 nt
Organism: Pistacia vera
Lineage: Eukaryota; Viridiplantae; Streptophyta; Magnoliopsida; Sapindales; Anacardiaceae
Product: secreted RxLR effector protein 161-like
Exons: 1
Coding region: 1-726 (241 amino acids)
Source: RefSeq, a predicted model, not a curated record